Messenger RNA from Cyprinus carpio (common carp), 1667 nucleotides. Its product is annotated as protein ANTAGONIST OF LIKE HETEROCHROMATIN PROTEIN 1-like. The transcript is spliced from 2 exons. NCBI's taxonomy places the organism in Eukaryota, Metazoa, Chordata, Actinopteri, Cypriniformes, Cyprinidae. Bases 7 to 1320 code for a protein of 437 amino acids. The record is from RefSeq and is a predicted model, not a curated record.
UUAAACAUGGAUGUCAACAACAGUGUAGUCAACAGCGGAGCUCUUUUUGCAAUAUUAAAUUUAUUUUCACAACGGAGCCAGCACAAUUACAAUCUUCUCGUUCUAAGAAGAAAAUUAAAAAGAAGGAGGAGAGCAAGGUUUUUGGCCAUGGCGUUUUGUGGAGCAAUGUGUGCAAUGUCGGUACAGAGAAACGUGUGGGUGCGGAGUCGCAGCCAGGAGUGGUGGGAUACUGAUGUGAGUGGCUUCACAAAUACAGAAUUCAUCAGUAACUUUCGAAUGACCAGAUCCACCUUCGAUUAUGUUUGUGAGCGCCUUCGAUUAACUCUGUCACGGGAAGAGACAUGUCUGCGGCGGCCCAUAACAGUGCAGAAACGCGUUGGAGUUGGAGUGUAUUGGCUAGCAACAGGUGCGUGCUAUUGUACGAUAGCUAACUUGUUCGGCAUAGCCAAGUCUACAGUCUGCUCCAUUGUACACGAGUUCUGCGAAGCAGUUCGCCGUGUCCUCAUGCCCCAUUACAUAAAACUGCCCAAAGGGGAUGACCUGCAAGAGGUCAUUGAAGGCUUCCAGCAGAGAUGGGGUUUUCCGCAGUGUGGAGGAGCCAUUGAUGGGAGUCAUAUCCCCAUCAUUGCUCCAGAGGAUAACCACGCAGAGUAUUUCAACCGCAAAGGGUGGCACUCAGUUCUGCUCCAGGGUGUCGUGGAUCAUCGGUUUUGCUUCACCAACAUCUAUGCUGGAUGGCCAGGGAGUGUUCAUGAUGCGAGGGUACUCCGGAAUUCCCAUGUGUACUUACUCGCAGAGAGAGGGGAGCUUUUUCCACCAGUGAGUAAUCUAGUAAUAGUGAUUUAUAACGUAUACAAUGUCUUUAAUUAUUUAGCUUUUUUUGUGCUUUUAAAUCUUAAGGACACUGAGGAGAUAAUGGGCGUUCAAGUACCAAUCAUGCUGCUCGGUGACCCGGCUUAUCCCCUUCGAAGCUGGCUGUUAAAAGGAUACUGUGACACAGGGACCCUGACAGCUGAGCAGAAGUACUUCAAUGAGUGCCACAGCAGAGCCAGGAUGACUGUGGAGUGCGCUUUCGGCCGACUGAAGGGCCGGUGGAGGUGCCUUGCUAAACGGCUGGAUGUGGACGUUUCCCUCGUCCCCACCAUAAUCAGUGCAUGUUGCACACUCCACAACGUUUGUGAAAUGCACGGGGAGAAUUAUGAAGAGGCUGGUGGAACUGUUCCUCAUGUUGAGAGAUGGGCUGAAGGAGGGGGAUUUGUAGAUGUGCAGCCAUCAAGAAUCAGAGAAGCACUGACUCAGCUUUUUCUUAGCCAACGUUGAGCCACAAACUGGGCUGUCACAAUAAUUACAAUAUCGUUCAACAUUUUGUACUUUUUGACCUCAGUGUUUAUCUGUACAUAUAUUUGUUAGUUAGUUUCUGUGUCAUUACAAGGUCUUAAGUAUUUUAAUAGCUCAAUAUAUUGAAAUCUGUUUUAAAAAUCUUGCAUCAUUUGUUUGAUGAUGUUACUUGACUUGUGUUUAAAAUAAAUUAAAGUUGAACUUCAUGGUUUUAAAAGCCAUUCUAUGAGAUGUUUCAUGUGUAGUUUUUAAGUGAGUUGCUUUGCAUUUAGUGUUAGAUGUAUAAAAAAAAUGAAUUAAAUGAAAAUAAAUUUUAUUUAGGCCUACUC